This is a messenger RNA of Aspergillus clavatus NRRL 1, 1761 nucleotides long. RefSeq names its product putative cyclin. The transcript has a single exon. The coding region runs from base 1 to 1761 and encodes 586 amino acids. NCBI's taxonomy places the organism in Eukaryota, Fungi, Ascomycota, Eurotiomycetes, Eurotiales, Aspergillaceae. Gene Ontology annotation, biological process: positive regulation of DNA-templated transcription, elongation; regulation of transcription by RNA polymerase II. Gene Ontology annotation, molecular function: cyclin-dependent protein serine/threonine kinase activator activity. Gene Ontology annotation, cellular component: cyclin/CDK positive transcription elongation factor complex; nucleus. The record is from RefSeq and is a predicted model, not a curated record.
AUGGCCUCCGCAUCAACGUCGCAUCCUCCGGAGAAUCGGCCGGUGCCUGCUCCAUCGAACCCUGUUCUGCUCGCAUUGCAAGCCCAAUGGCUCUUCGCGGAUGAGGAGCUCACUCGUACACCGUCCCAACUCGAUGGAAUGAAGAUGGAAGCGGAGCAAAUCAGUCGCAGCAAGGGUGUCAAUUUCAUCACCCAAGUGGGCAUCAUGCUGAAGCUUCCGCAGCUUACUUUGGCCACCGCAGCCGUUUACAUGCACCGGUUCUUCAUGCGGUACAGUAUGGUCGACCUACCGCAACGACCGGGUAUGCAUCCGUAUCCCAUCGCAGCCACAUCAUUAUUCUUAGCAACAAAGGUGGAGGAGAAUGUCCGAAGGAUGAGAGAGAUCGUGGUGGCAUGCUGUCGAGUGGCACAAAAGCAACCGAAUCUGGUCGUGGAUGAGCAGUCCAAGGAGUUUUGGAAAUGGCGGGACACAAUUUUACAUCAUGAGGACUUACUCUUGGAAGCGCUCUGCUUUGACUUGCAGCUCGAACAGCCCUACCGCAUCCUCUACGAUUUCAUCUGCUUCUUUGGAGUCAACGAAAACAAGCCGCUCCGUAACGCCGCGUGGGCUUUCGUCAACGACUCCAUGUUCACUGUUCUCUGCCUCCAGUUCAGCCCGCGGAUCAUUGCAGCUGCCGCUCUUUAUGCUGCCGCGCGACACUGCAGCGUGGGCUUCCAGGAUGAUGACCUCGGGCGGCCGUGGUGGGAGCAGAUCGACGUGGAUCUGAGCGAGGUGCGUCGUGCCUGCAUGAGAAUGGCAAAGCUUUACGAGAACAAUGCCAUGCAAAAACAUACCCAGUACUACCCGACCACCCCAAUACUGUCGGACGAGGGCACUGAGAAGACCAGGAUCCCGCACGCUGGCAGCCCCGCAAAUCGUCCCCCGGCAGAGACAGAUCUCAACAGCGGACGGAAACGGUCGAGAGAGCCAGAGAGCAGUAGCGAAACGCAAGCGGGCCCCCCCGAUAGUCAGCAUAACCCGCCCGCACCUUCGAAUGGGGGGCGUUCUCCGAAACGGCCACGCAGGCAAUUGGAUGCCAUGCAAGAUAGUGGUGGUGGUGGUGGUUCGGCAGAACAGCCAAACCCAUCCGCAUCUUCUCCGCACAGCCGUCCCAAUGUAGAAAGCCCUUCUUCCUCUUUCUCUCCGCCAAAUCGACACCACCCGAACGGCCAUGUCCCUCCUGCUCCUCCUGGCUCCCACCACCGUCACCCACAUCCCCUUCCACCAGCUCCGCGGCCAUUCCCAACUCGAGAUAGCGACCAGCGUCCCAGUAGCGGCAAAGGCCCAAGUGGAAGCGGAGGAGCACGAGAGCCCGAUCCAAUCCAACAACGCAUCGACGAGAUCGUCUCCCAAAACAUGCCACCCCACGGUGGCCCUCCACCACCUCCUCCCCCAUCCGUAGGCGGAGCGAGGAUCCCCAACAGACGCAACUCUACAGACCGACACGGUCCCGAUCGAUACCGCAAUUACGAUGAUCCCGCGCGACGACGGCGGCCGUCUUUCGGAAGGAGGUCGCAAUCCUUCGAGGAACAGCAUCCGCCGCCGCCGCCGUCAUUGCACCAUCAGCACCAACAUCAACAUCAUCCGAUCCCGCCGCCGCCGCCGCCUCCGGAUCUCCCUCAGCCCCCUCCACCUCCCCCGCCGCCGCCGCAACCAGACUCCCAAUCCAGCAAGGCCAACCAGGACGAUGAAGAUGGGGGUAGCGAAGAAGGCGAGCUUUGA